This is a messenger RNA of Nycticebus coucang (slow loris), 3136 nucleotides long. RefSeq names its product transmembrane and coiled-coil domains 3 (gene SLC9D1). Bases 523 to 2556 code for a protein of 677 amino acids. Gene Ontology annotation, molecular function: potassium:proton antiporter activity. The record is from RefSeq and is a predicted model, not a curated record. NCBI's taxonomy places the organism in Eukaryota, Metazoa, Chordata, Mammalia, Primates, Lorisidae. Gene Ontology annotation, biological process: proton transmembrane transport; potassium ion transmembrane transport. Gene Ontology annotation, cellular component: membrane. The transcript is spliced from 13 exons.
UCAGACCUCACUGCGGCGUGGGGGCUGUCUUUCCCGGGGGUUUCCUUCCCCUCCUCGGGGCACCCCUUCCCAGGGCCCUCCUUCUCUGCCUUGGCCCUGUUGCUAUUCUUGGGGGGCGUCUGGCCCGAGGGUAGCGCGAAAGUUUAGCUCUUAGAAACCCGGACUCCAGGGAGCAGGGUUUCUCGAAGCCGAGCGGCGACUUCCCGGAGCCACACACGACUCUGCGCGGACGGUCCCCCGGGCGCAGUGGACCCCGGGGCGCGGCAGGCGCUCUCCCUUCUCUCUGGUUCGGUUCUGCCCGGGCGGAGGAGGGCUCCUCCAUCUCCUCUGCUCUGCCAGGCCCUUAUCUUGGUCCUUUGAGGAUCUUAUCUGCUACAACGUGAAUGAAUGUAAUAGCUAUUUAAACAUCCCUUUGGAACAGCUGCAAUUGUGUAUCUAAAAUGCAAGGUCAACUCUGGGACCUUGGAUUGCCCUGGAUUGCAGGACUCUAGAUUGCCCUGCGCUGCCCUCUGCACUUGAAUCAUGAGGAUUCUCAGAGACGGCUUCUGCUGGAUGCUGCUUCCAUUACUUCAGUGGGCAACGCAGGCCACAGACCACGUGGAGGUGGCAAAGCAUGUGAUCAAGCUGCAUCGGGGUAGGGGCGCAGCCCUGGCACAGAGGAAGCAGUGGGUGCUGGACAGCUGCCGGAGGCUCUCUGGGCUCCUUCGCCAAAAGAACGUGGUUCUGAACAAACUGCAGAGUGCCAUCAAAGUGGUGGAGAAGGACACCAGCCUGUCAAACGAAGAGAAGCUAUUUCAGGUGCACACCUUUGAGAUUUUCCAGAAGGAACUGAAUGAAAGUGAGAAUUCAGUUUUCCAGGCAAUCUAUGGGCUGCAGAGAGCCUUGCAAGGAGAUUACAAAGAUGUGGUGAACAUGAAAGAGAGCAGCCGACAGCGUCUAGAGGCUCUGAGAGAGGCAGCCAUAAAGGAAGAAACAGAAUAUGUGGAACUUCUGGCAGCAGAAAAGCAUCAAGUUGAAGCUCUUAAACACAUACAGCAUCAGAACAGAAGUCUGUCCAUACUUGACGAGAUUCUGGAAGAUGUGAGGAGGGCAGCAGAUCGUUUAGAGGAGGAGAUAGAAGAGCAUGCCUUUGAUGACAAUAAAUCGGUGAAAGGGGUUAACGUGGAGGCUGUGCUGAGGGUGGAAGAAGAAGAGGCAGGCGCCAAGCACAACAUAACAAGGGGAGAGGUGGAGGGUGGCCUGGGCCUCAGCAUGCUGAUCGACUCCCAGAACAACCAGUAUAUCCUGACCAAGCCCAGAGAUGCCACCAUCCCACGUGCAGACCACCACUUCAUAAAGGACCUUGCUGCGAUAGGGAUACUGUCUCUGCCAUGCGGUUGGUUGUGUACAGCAAUUGGCUUGCCUACAAUGUUUGGCUACAUCAUCUGUGGUGUACUUCUGGGACCCUCAGGACUAAAUAGCAUUAAGUCUAUUGUACAAGUGGAGACAUUAGGAGAAUUUGGGGUAUUUUUUACUCUUUUUCUUGUUGGCUUAGAAUUUUCUCCAGAGAAGCUGAGAAAGGUAUGGAAGAUUUCCUUACAAGGACCCUGUUAUAUGACACUACUGAUGAUUGCAUUUGGCUUGUUGUGGGGACACCUGCUGCAGAUCAGACCCACUCAGAGCGUCUUUAUUUCUACUUGUUUGUCCUUAUCAAGUACACCCUUAGUGUCCAGGUUCCUUGUGGGCAGCACUCGGGCUGAGAAAGAAGGUGACAUUGACUACAGCAUGGUGCUUCUGGGGGUGUUGGUGAUGCAGGACGUGCAGAUGGGACUGUUCAUGGCCAUCAUGCCGACGCUCAUCCAGGCAGGAGCAGGCACAGCUUCCAGCAUUGCCAUGGAAGUGCUGCGAAUACUGGUUCUGGUUGGCCAAGUUCUUUUGUCGCUAGCUGCUGUUUUCCUUUUAUGUCUUGUUAUAAAGACUUACCUCAUAGGACCAUAUUACCGAAAGCUGCAUAUGGAAAGCAAAGGGAACAAAGAAAUUCUUAUUUUGGGAAUAUCUGCCUUCAUCUUCUUAAUGUUAACGGUCACAGAGCUGCUGGACGUCUCCAUGGAGCUGGGCUGUUUCCUGGCUGGAGCGCUCAUCUCUUCACAAGGCCACAUGGCCACCGAGGAGAUCACUUCCUACAUCGAGCCCAUCCGUGACUUCCUGGCCAUCGUUUUCUUUGCAUCGAUAGGGCUCCACGUCUUCCCCACGUUUGUACUGUACGAGCUCACAGUGUUGGUGUUCCUCACUCUGUCAGUGGUGGUCAUGAAGUUUGUUCUGGCAGUGCUGGUCUUGUCACUCAUUCUGCCGAAGAGCAGCCGGUACAUCAAGUGGAUCGUCUCUGCAGGGCUUGCGCAGGUCAGCGAGUUUUCCUUUGUCCUGGGGAGCCGAGCACGGAGAGCCGGCAUCAUCUCUCGGGAGGUGUACCUCCUUAUACUAAGUGUGACUACACUCAGCCUCUUACUUGCCCCAGUGCUGUGGAGAGCUGCAAUUAUGAAAUGUGUGCCGAGACCAGAAAGACGGUCCAGUCUUUGAUGGCACAGAGGUGACAGUGGACCUUGGGAAGGGCAGCUUGGUGAGAAGUGAGCUUUUCCAGUUACACAGUCCUUGGAGCCUUAUUCCUUAGGAACAGAAAAACACUCUAGCAAAGACAUGGUGUUUCCUGGCUUAUCAGAAUAUUUCUGUCAUAUUGUAAAAUUUUUCAGAGUAAUUUAUUUGCAGUCAAUUCAUUAUUCACAGUAGAACUGUAACACUGCAUUUUACAAAUCGCCUUGACUAUUUUGCCUGGAUGUGCCUUUUUUUCCUGAAAUUAUUGAUUUCCUAUUGUUAAUUCAUCAGUUCAUGUUUUUUUUCUGGUGAAGAGAAAAAAUUAGAAAGCUUUUAAAAAUUUAUUGUACAACUUUAAAAUAUGUUCAGUAUUCAAUAACAAUAACUAUUCGAUCUGUUGGUUGAAUAUUUGUUAUUAAACAUUGCUGUGAGAUGGAAUUUUAAUUAUGGCUUUGAGUUUGGAAGCUUUUUAUCUUUAAAGCCUAUGUUUUCUAAAAUGAGAUGAAUAUAGAUGUGUAUUUGCCUUUUAUUUUGACUAUUUUAAAUAAAAUACUUUCCUGUCAAUUUC